AUGUCGGAUAGCAUAGAGAAAGCGAAGAAGGAAAUCCAGGAUUCGGAAAAAGAGUUGAUCUCUAAGACCAUCAAUGUGCAAAAUCGUCGAUACUACCUUGAUGUGAAAGAGAAUGCUCAAGGUCGUUUCAUCAAAAUUACUGAAAGCUCAGUGAGUGGUCAAAAGGCUCGUGUCUUCAUGUCUGCUACUGCAGCCAAGGAGUUUGUUGACAAAUUGGACCAGGCUCAACUGGUUCUCUCCUCGCUGCCGGAACAUGAUCCAAAGAAUUUGGCCCCUGAGGGUCUCCUGAAGUCUUUCACAAUUGUCAAGGAUAGUCGCAGAUAUUUCUUGGAUGUAAAAGAAAACGAAAGAAUGCGAUUUCUCCGAGUUUCUAUGCUUUCAAACGGUUCUCGAGCUAAUGUUAUCAUUCCUUGUGAAGGAAUAAAGAGCAUUCAAGAAACUGUUAAGGGAAUGCUCAAAGAGUUUUUCAGUGAUAUUGAACUAACUUCCACGCCAGAAAAAAGUAAAGUCUUGCAGUCUGGCAACAUGAUAAUCUACUUUGAUCUGGGAUCCAAUCGCAAUGGAGUCUUCUUGAGAAUCUCUGAGUUGAGUGGAAGUAUGAGGAAUUCGAUUGUCAUUCGAGAACAGGACUUCACUCGAUUUAGUGAAAUUUUUAAUGAAGUGAUUGAAAGUAGAUCCGCAAGUGAGGACAAAUCCUCGAAUUCAGUUGCGACCGAAAGUGAAAAGAACGAAGAGUCGGAACCCAGCGGAACUGCGGAUGCUGAAGACAAGUAA
Messenger RNA from Rodentolepis nana, 774 nucleotides. The record is from the annotation of a GenBank genome assembly. NCBI's taxonomy places the organism in Eukaryota, Metazoa, Platyhelminthes, Cestoda, Cyclophyllidea, Hymenolepididae.